AUCAGUGUUUGAAGUGAAGAGAAUUUUCUUCUCCGUAUCGAUCUCGACGAAAGGGAGAUAGUUACAAAAGCGGACCGUUUGCGAACUGUGAAAGUUCUUGGAAAUUCAGGUUGCAGUUUAUGAUGUGAAUUAGGGACAGGAAAAAACCCCACAGAGUUGAGUAUAAAAGACAGUUAGAUAAUAUCAGGUGAAGUUUUCUUGUUGCUAAUUAUUAAGGUUUUUCGCAAGCUGAAUACUCUUCGAAGCUGAUUCGAAAAAAAAAAAAGAAGAAAAAAAGAUUGAAAAUUCGUAUCUGGUGUCUGGUUUGUUAUACACAAAUUAUUUUCGACGGAAGUAUAAAGUUCAAAACUCUUCGUAAUAAUAGGAAAUGCAGAUAUGUUAUUAUAGUGUUUAAGGAAAUAACUCGGAGGAAAACAAAUAUUAUUGCACAUUUGGAGAAAAAACCAAGCAAUUGUGUUUUAUAGAGAUUUAAUAACAGUUUUUUAAACUUUAGACCGCAAAAAAAAAAAAAAAAAUUCUGAAAAAAGAAAAAAAAGGUAGUGUACGCUUGAAGCAAAAUUCUGAAAGCAAAAAGGUAUUGUUUGUUAGGAAAUUAAAUAAAUUUUUCAAGAAAUGUGAACGUAAUUUUUAUUUCGGCGAUGCAAAUGCAAUCAUUGUCUUCUGAAAAUUCGACCUUACGAAGAAAGGUGGUGUUUUGUUCGUAAUGAAGUGUGUGCUAUGGAGUUGUGAAUAUAAACUUUGUGUUCCAAAAUCUUUGACGCAAAACAUCUAAAAAUGUAAAGCUGUGUUUACUAGCGAAUCAGCCGCAUACAGACGUGAAUAACGUUUAUACUACGCAUUACGAAUUUAAUCGCCACAUUCAGAAGAAAAAACAAGUUAAGCAGAAGGAUAUACUAAGAUGUCAUUUUUUAUUUUAUUGUUAAAUAAAAAAAUAAGUGGAACGAAAUGUGAACCACGUCUACACAUUGGAGGUGAAUUUAUGACAGUAUUCUAAAUAUUCGACAUAGAAGCCACAGGAAGUGGUAACAUUAACGUCGAACUGCCUUCAGCGUAACAUCACUACGCGUAUGUAAACCUAUCUGACUUACUCGCACUGUAAAAAAGAAAAGAAAAAAAGAAGACAUAUUUAUUGAAAAGAAGACACUCAAUGAAUUAAUUACUUUGGAAAGAAAACAAGGAUUCUCAGAUGCUGCUACAAAUCUACAUGACAACAAAACGGGUGAUUUAAACAGCACGAUUGCACGUGGAAAUAACGCUCUGCUGCGCGUGAAGUUUAGCUGGAUUUAUGUCGGCAGACGGUUUAAGUGGCGGGAAGUAGCGGAAUCUGGUAUAGAAUUUCCGAGAUCGGGCAGUGACACCAUACGCGCACUGCUAUAAUACUUAAGUACAAUCAUUCCCAAAGCUAAAUCUUCAGUGUAUUGUAAUAUUGAAUUCCGCUACUUGCAUAUAGACUUGCGGAGCGCUAGUAGCCGGCGUACCGUCGACUUAUCUAUACCAUAAUCGACGAGUUAGUCCAAUGGUGAGGAGGGCUCGAGUAUUCUGGGAUGCUUAAGGGAUGCACAGUUGUAAAUAAUGGUGGAGGGUUUUCUUUUCUUAUUUUAUUUUAUUUUAUUUUUUUCUAAUGGUUCGGCUUAGCGGGAACCAAUAAGAAGAAGAAGAAGCGAAAGUGAAUGUAUCACGAAAGGGGAUCGGAAAAAAGUACUGGUUGUUUGAAAAUCGUUUUUCAGGAAUGGAUCGAAACGAAAGAUUUCCUGACGUCACACUCGCGGAACAGAAGUCGCCCGAGAAAGCAAAUGACGUCAUGACGAAAGAUACCGUCGUACGGAUACGCCAGGCGGAUCGAACCGGAUGUUACGUCACGAGAUUCAGGAUUAUAUUCUUAGGGAUAACUCUUGUUCUUCUCAUCAUUACAUUAUUAACUUUCAUUGGGAUGUAUUUCCGACGAGAAGAAACCUGCGGAUGCGGGGCGAAUCAGGUCACAUACGACAAACCCAACCCUGGGGCCAGUCAACAGGACAAUCACGUGACUGGUAUCAACCAAUCAACGCCGUGCGCCUGUGACGCUGGCUCCACUUCCGCUCCUACGGGGCAGAAUCCCAAUUUGCAUAAAAACCCGGAUGCAUCUAAAAUUCCACCUUGGAAGCAGAUUCGUUUGCCAAAAGCUCUCGUUCCUGGGCACUACGAUUUAAGGCUGAAAAUUGAUUUGACAAAUUUCGUUUUUUCCGGAUCUGUAAAUAUUUCCUUAUACGUGAACAGGUCCACGCGUUUCGUUAUGUUCCACAGGAGUUCGUUGCUAGGGAUACUAGAGAAGCACGUUAGAGUGGUUCCCCUGGGCCGGUUUCCAAGACGACACAUCAAGAGACAGUUUUAUGAAAAGCGCUACCAGUUCCACGUGCUUGAACUGAACGGAGAGUUGCCGGUCGGUUCGGAGUAUUCGUUACAAAUCGGAGAUUUCCGUGGACGGAUUAUUCAGAAUCUGCGAGGACUGUACAAAAGCACGUACAAGACCAGAGAUGGGACGGAAAGAGCAUUGGCGGCAUCUCAGUUACAGUCGACUGACGCACGUCGGGUAUUUCCGUGUUUUGACGAACCGGACUUCAAAGCUACUUUCAAAACCACUAUCAUACAUCAACCAGGAUACAAUGCUCUCAGCAACAUGCCGGUUUAUCGGUCGUCAGUUCUCACCAGCGGUUGGCUGAAGAAAGAGUUUCUCAGCACGCCUAUCAUGUCCACCUACAUCCUGGCAUUUGUUGUCGCCGAUUUCAAGUCUCGUAAUUACAGCUUUAACAAUGGAUACGAGUUCAGGGUGUGGGCGCAACCGGAAGCCUACUCUCAGACGGAGCACGCGAUGGAUUUCGGGAUCAAGGCUUACGAGUUCUUCACCGAGUACUUCAACAUCAGCGACGUCGUGCCCAAGGCUGAUCACGUAGCAGUUCCGGAUUUCAGCGCAGGCGCAAUGGAGAACUGGGGUCUGGUGAUUUACCGUGACACGGCCCUACUGUACGACUCUGAAGUAUCGUCGAGUUCAAACAAAUACAUGGUCACUCUCAUUGUGGCGCACGAGAUCGCACACUCCUGGUUCGGCAACAUGGUGACGAUGAAGUGGUGGGAUGACCUGUGGCUGAACGAGGGUUUCGCCAGCAUCCUCAUGUACUUCGCCAUGGAUAACACCUACCCGGAGUGGAACGUGUUUCCAACACAGGUUGUGGAGGAUAUGUUUCCCGUGAUGGUCAAAGAUGCCAUGGUGACGUCACAUCCGGUAUCAGCCGAUAUCAAAGACCCCGAUGAAAUCCAUCAAUAUUUUGACGUAAUUUCAUACUGCAAGGGCAUGGCGGUCUUACGGAUGAUGCAGGAUUUCAUUGGAUGGGACAGUUUUAGGCGGGGCCUACAGAUGUACAUAAGAAAAUUCAAGUUUAAGAAUGCAGAGAGCUAUCAACUGUGGCAAACGUUUACUGAGGCUGUGAACAACACGUUCAUUAUUAAGGAGAUAAUGGACACGUGGACGAAGCAAAGCGGAUAUCCGGUUGUCACGGUGCGCGAGGUUAACGGAAGUUAUAGUCUCGAACAGUCGAGAUUUCUUCUGAAUCCGGAAGAAGCCGAUCCGGAGGAUUCUAAUCCGUUUGGAUAUAAGUGGUAUAUUCCGUUCACUUACACCUGUCAAGACUCGCCUACAGAAAAACAACUUGUGUGGCUCAACCGAGGAUCAGCAACAAUACCGAAACCUUCUUCUGGUUGGUUGCUAGGUAACGUAGACUACAUGGGAUUCUUCCGCGUGAACUACAUGCCGGACAUGUGGCGGAAGUUGGUGGAUCAGCUUCUGUUAAACCACACAGUUUUCCCACAAGCCAACCGGGCAGGGCUGAUUGGUGACACGUUUGCUUUGAGCAGAGCCAAGAUGCUGGAUUAUGAAAUGGCGCUCAAUUUGACUCGCUACCUCAAGAAGGAAAUGAGUUACGUCCCCUGGAGAGCUUUCCUGGAUUCGAUCGAGUUCCUGCGUGGGAUGAUCGCGACACGCGCUGCGUACGUGCACCUGCAGCAAUACUUGCGCAAUCUUGUCGCUCCUGUGUUUGAUUUGGUUGGUCCUAUGGAUCAUGGAAGUCUCUCAGAAAGGUACUUGAGAAGGAUCAUUCUCGGUAUCGCCUGUGACGUAGGCGUGGAGAAAGCCGUCAAAUACGCACACUCCAUGUUCAAAGCCUGGAAGAAGUACGGAACAAGACUUCCCUCUGACCAGGCGGUUCUGAUCUACUCUGUGGGGGUGAGGGAGGGAGGGGCGGAGGAGUGGGACUUCCUGUGGGAGAAGGCUCACUCGACGUCGGUGGCCUCAGAAAGAGCCAUGAUGAUGGAGUCUUUGGCGCAGACGCAGAAACCAUGGUUACUGUGGAGGUACGCCAACUGGUUGUUCGACCCCAACAAGAUCAAACAGCAGGACGUGCGGCUCGUGAUGGGUUACUUCACCAAGACCCCGCUCGCCCGCAUGGUGGCGCUCGACUUUCUCAUGAGCAGGUGGAAGGAUAUGGUAAACAGUUUCGGACAUGACCCGUUUCUGAUGAGGGAGGUCAUACCUACAGUUACAGCAUUUGUCAACUCCGACUUUCACUUCAGACAGCUGAAGAACCUGUUUGAAGAAACACCUCUGAGAGUGGCGUCUAAGGCCACUGAAAAUGCGUUGGCGUUAGCCAGGUCGAACAUCAAGUGGAUGAAGACUCAUUACAACCAGAUCGCUGAUUGGCUGGAGAAGAAUCAGACCUAGCUCCCACGUGACUGGACAGUGGCGCCCGGAUGACGGCGCCAGCCAAUCAACAUUCUCUUCUGACCUCGUUCGAUCGUGUUCGUGUGGGCCUUUUUGAACAGUCAUGUUUCUACUGCGUUCAAUUUUAUUAUCUUAAUAAAACUUUAUCUUUAUUCUGCUUCGUGAA
This is a messenger RNA of Gigantopelta aegis, 4916 nucleotides long. RefSeq names its product glutamyl aminopeptidase-like. Gene Ontology annotation, molecular function: zinc ion binding; metalloaminopeptidase activity; peptide binding. NCBI's taxonomy places the organism in Eukaryota, Metazoa, Mollusca, Gastropoda, Neomphalida, Peltospiridae. The record is from RefSeq and is a predicted model, not a curated record. Bases 1730 to 4750 code for a protein of 1006 amino acids. The transcript has 22 exons. Gene Ontology annotation, biological process: proteolysis; peptide catabolic process. Gene Ontology annotation, cellular component: cytoplasm.